Molecule: messenger RNA, 1095 nt
Organism: Dendroctonus ponderosae (mountain pine beetle)
Lineage: Eukaryota; Metazoa; Arthropoda; Insecta; Coleoptera; Curculionidae
Gene: Fer1
Product: pancreas transcription factor 1 subunit alpha
Exons: 3
Coding region: 281-952 (223 amino acids)
Biological process (GO): regulation of transcription by RNA polymerase II; developmental process
Molecular function (GO): protein dimerization activity; RNA polymerase II transcription regulatory region sequence-specific DNA binding; DNA-binding transcription factor activity, RNA polymerase II-specific
Source: RefSeq, a predicted model, not a curated record
AACGGGGAAAAUCGAUAGACAACUCCGCAGAUAGGCGGAGCAAAGCCACCCCUACCAAAGUUCCGGCAAAUCCGAGAAGCUCCAGACAAACAAACUCCGGGUUGUUCGGUUUAGGGGGUUGGAAACGCAUUCCGGUGUUCUUUUAGUAGUUCCUAAUAGUCUGCACGUGUCGAUUGUUCCUGGGACAUGUCCAGCACGUGCCAUUCUUUACCGAACAAACACCGUAUAACAAGUGUGCAUUGAAUCGGGAUUUGAAUGUGAAAGUUGCGGAAUUUGGAAAAUGUUUAACAUGGACCAUUUAGAUAUCGACGCUGUUAAUCGGCAGUUUUUCUUCGAUGCCAGUCCGUACAUUUCCAGCAAUGGGAACAGCAAUAGUUCGACGGGAUCAUCCAAUAGUAGUGAUUUGUUUUUGUACGAUGAAAAUAGCAGUGAUUCGGCUUUGUCGAGUUAUUCGUUUAAUAGUGAUCAGGAGAAUGUUGGAACUAAUCCCAAAGAAAGAUCGCAUCGCCAUCGAAGAAAGAACAAAUGCCCUCAACAACAAAUCCAACAGCGACAGGCGGCCAAUCUUCGCGAACGAAAACGAAUGCAAUCCAUCAAUGAUGCUUUUGAGGGUCUUCGAGCCCACAUACCAACUUUACCGUACGAAAAACGUCUUUCAAAAGUGGACACAUUAAAGCUCGCAAUUGGUUAUAUCAAUUUUCUCAGCGAAUUAGUGAAAGCGGAUAGAAACUCAAAUACCGAGUACUUUAAUGGAAACCGAAGAUCGUCGCAGAAGGAUGAACCUAAGAAGAUCAUUGUUCGAGGUGCUGGUGGUUUAUACACAGCCCAUUCUCUCUCCUGGUCCAGGAACAAGGAACCAAACGCGAACGGAAUGAUGCACGCUAAAGUCUGGGUUCCAGAAGAUCCCCGGACGAAUAAAGAUGGUUCUAGUUCUUCGUUUAUCUCGGACUAAUUCCCAAGCAACAUUUGCAAUUUAUACCAAAGGCACACUCUAGUCACUUUUGUUUUAUUUAUAUUGAUUUUUAUUUACCUCUUUGUUAAUUUGUUGCUGUAAAUAUGUAUAGAAAAAAUAAAAACAUCGUUUAUAUACACAUA